AGGCUCUCGUUUCCGGUUUGCUCGGGGGAGAUAGCGGACGGGCGGUCGAAGAAAUUACUAAUGUAUUUGUGUAAAAUCGAGGUAUAAGAGAUAAGGAAAGCAAUAUUUCAGAGGCACCGAGGCGCAUAUUUAGAAGACGAAAAUGGUAAGUGUAUUUAAAAGUUGACAUUGUAAAUUAUGACUGUGUUAGUUGUAACGUUUCACUGUUAGCUUGUAGCAGGAUAACCUCUCCAUUCAGAUAGUAGAUAACGUUAGCUAAGCUGUCAUAGCAGACAAGGCCGCAGUUAUGAAGUCAUGAUAUUUAACCACUACCAGCAUUAUAAAUCCAGUAACGUUUGGCACAUAUAUUAUUAAUUCAUAAAACAUUUUUAGCAAAGUUCUGGUCUGAUUAUGUUGCAAAACAAACGGGUGUGGUUCCGUGAACAAAUGUCCUGAUCAUAGUUCAUCAUGAUGAAAGGUUGAUCAAGUAACGAGUUCAGCAAUGACAUCUGAUUUAUUCAUUUGUUUAUUUUUUUUCCCUCGUAGAUUCGCUUCAUCCUCAUCCAGAACCGGGCUGGGAAGACACGACUGGCCAAGUGGUACAUGCAGUUUGAUGAUGAUGAGAAGCAGAAGUUGAUUGAGGAAGUGCACGCUGUGGUAACUGUCAGAGAUGCAAAGCACACCAACUUUGUGGAGGUAUGGGAUCAGAGUCUGUCAUGUUUAUGCAAACAGAUUUGUCAAGCUGUUGUAUCCUGAAAACAAGUUCGUUGAAUUCAAAAGAAGUCGGCUAAGUACAGACAACAAAGUCUUGCUCUGUCCGUUUUUUUUCCCACCAUGCAGUUGUGUUAUAGUUGAGGUUUUAGUAACUGUUUCAAAGGCUCAGAGAGAGAAACUGACCUCCAAACUCCACAAAAUAGGACCUAACCCCAGCCAAGAAGCACAAAAUCUCUGAACUUCAAAACUUAUGCUAGGGGGGUCACUAAAACCUUUACCACCUUAAAAACAUUGCAAAAGUAUGACUGUUUCUCUCUCUAAGCCAGACAGAGAGAGUAAGUCAUGCUUUUAUAACCAGCAGGCUCUACUACUGUAGUGCUCUCCUCUCUGGUCUACCCAAAAGCACAAUAAACCAGCUACAGCUGAUCCAACACUCUGCUGUUAGAGUAUUGACUAGGACCAGGGGUGUUUGCACUAGGGCCCGACCGAUUUGGAUUUUCUGGGGCCGAUGCCGAUAACGAUUAUUAGAGGGGAAAAAAGUCUGAUUACCUAUUAACACCACCACCCGCGCCGAUCGGUGCCUCUGUUACACAGUUCCGGCCUGGUCUCUUCUGGAGACAUGCAGCUGCCUCAGUAAGAGAAGUAGCUUGAUCACGUAAUGUGUGCUGUUGUUUAUUCUACUGUUGUUUAUUCUACGUUACUGGCACGCUAACAGUGUAGCAAGGCUAAUAGCAGAUGGCUAACUUUAACUUUAGCUUGCAUAUUACAUGGUGCUUCACCAUUUACUCAGUGUGACCGAGACCAACACAGCACAUGAAUAGCACAUAUCGGCGAAAAUUGGCGGGUUUUGGCCGAUUACCAAUUAGUCUCAAACGGGCUAAAAUUGGCCGAUUUAAUCGGCUUGCCGAUAAAUGGUCGCCAUACUUUGCACUGGCUGUCCUUCAGUUAUUUAUAAAGCACCUUAAAAAGACAGCAGUCAAACAAAGUGCUGUACAUGGGAUAAAUAAAAGAAGUAAAUAAAUAGAUAGAUAAUAAUGAAAACAAAAAUUAAAAACAGUAAAAUAAAAUACAAACAGUAAAAGAAUAAAAGCUACAGUGCCUCUGAAAGCAUUAUUUUAAUUACUAUUUAAUUUAUUUAUUGUAGUAGUCACUUUUUACCUAAUUUUAUUAAUAAAUUCAAGUUUAUAUUUCAUUGUCUGUAUUAGUCUAUUUUAAUAACUUUUUUUCUUGUCCUAAUGUAAAGCACUUGGAGCUGAAAUUUCAUUUGUAUGAACGGUGCUGUAUAAAUAAACUUUGAUUUAUUGAUUGAUUGAUUGAUUGAAACUUGUUGUGAUAAUAUGCAAAAGAAAGCUGUAAUGAGGCCUCAUUUGUGUUUGAUCCUCAGUUCAGGAACUUCAAGAUCAUUUACAGGCGAUACGCUGGUCUAUACUUCUGCAUUUGUGUGGAUGUGACUGAUAACAACUUGGCAUACCUCGAGGGAAUACACAACUUUGUAGAGGUAACUCACACACACACACAGAGCACAUGAUAUAUGGAGUCAGUAAGUGAGCUGGGAUGAUUUACUUUUCACGGUCUGAGUGUUUUUGGGAAUGUCUGUCAAUGAUUUCCUUCAAAAAUUCCCCUCCAGUGCUGAAACUUCACGUGAAAAGUUCAGACUGCUGCCAAACAUUUGUUGGAAGAGAUUAGUGGUUAUUCAGUGUUCCUGCUUAUGGGUAACAUUACUAAUAAGAUAUUCUCAACACUUCUUGUAUGUCUUCACAAUGGUGUCUCAAUCACAUCAUCAAGUAUUAGGUCAGGUUCUCUCUUCAAAAGAAUUUAGGUCAGCAGAUUGUCGCUGAGAAAAUAAAUGAGUCAGCAUGAUAGUCUAGUAGUUAAGCACGGAUUCCAAAACAUACCACACGAAGUUCAUAUGAAAAUAACACAAAUUUUCCAUCCGUCAAGUCUGAGAUAUGUUUUUAUUGACUUUUAUCAGUGGAAUAUGCUGGAAGUACGUCUUUAUAUCAGUAAUCAGUCACAAAUUGAUAACUAAUUACCAGCAGAAUCUGAUAGCAGCUUUAAGCACCAUCUCUGUAAGGACAUUUGAAUAGAUACUGUUAACCAGUCAGUAAAAAAUUGGAUAUAGCAGAGACAUAAGACAACAAUAGAUUUUACUUCUAAUGGUUGAACUAUGUGGUGGCGCGUCUUCAUUAAUUCAAUAUAAUACAUUUUCGUUUACAUUUUGAGCUUUAUUUAUCAAAAAGUUUUAAUAGAACCUGUGAAGUUGAAGUUCACUUUUUAGCGAAUAACAGAGUCAUUUUAUUUCAAUUAGUCUUCAGGAGUAAAGGUCAUUUCAUGUAAUGUUUGACCAUGAAGGAGUGCUUGUUAAUUGCUGCUUGUUUGUUACCUUAUUUUCAAAAGGAGAUGAUUAGUUAAAAGCAGACUAUUCUCUGUAGUCAAAGACUUAAAACUCCUAUUAGUUUAAGUCAAUCUAAGUUACAAGGCCAGGCCAACAUGGCGCUUGUUUCAAUAUUCACUGGAGCAAAUCCUUGACAAAGGGUCAGUAAUUCUGCCGUUGUAAAUGUCACUAUACUGCUGCUGUAAACGGUCUCGUGUGGAAACAAGAUGAGAGGAGAAGCACAUUAAUUUUAAUUUGGCAUUUUAAGAUGAAUAGCCUUGUAGUGGAAAUCAGCUUAUUACAUGGUUGUUAAGAUGAUCCUGCAGCUGCUGCAGUUCCAGUUUAUUUCUGCUGUCGUGCACCACAUCAAGACGUACAAUUACCAUACAUCUUUGUGUCCUCUCAAAGGAAUAGAUUUGGUUAUCUGCUGGCUGUAAUUUGAAUUUCAUAUUGUUCCUCUCUUUUUUUAAAGGUGCUGAAUGAGUAUUUCCACAACGUGUGUGAAUUGGACCUUGUAUUCAACUUUUACAAGGUAAGAACUUUUCAUUCUAUUUUUGCCUCAGGACGGCGUUAUGUGAUUUUAUUUUAUGCAUUUUAAUCAGCCAGAAGAAACGGAGAAGUACAAAAACAUAAGAUAAAAACUUAAUUUCAUUUCAAUUGAUAUUGCUUUUUAAACGUUGGCAGUCAAUAUAUGUAUACUUCAAAAACAAAUACAUCCCUCCAACAAAACCCCACCCAAGUUUGAUGUCUGAAAAUGACCAGGAACCAAAAUUUUAACCACCUUGUUUGGAACUUCCUGUUUCAUUACAACUGCCCUCCCAUGACUGCUCUCAGGGCGAAACUAUUUCACAAGCUCAGUUCGCCCACUUCUCUCAGGUGUCUGAGAAGAAACACUGAUUCAUCCCUCCACGUCUGUGAUGUUGACACAAGUGAGCUAAAGUUAGACACUUGUUGUAUUUGCUCAUGAGUUAUUUUGGGAUUUUGAUGAUACAGACAGGUGGAAAGAAUGACUAAUGGUGACCGCAGACCAGAUCAUGACUUAGCAUUGUGUCGUGUAGUCUUACAGGAAGCCUGACCCUUUAAUGAUGCACUGGUCUGCGGUAGUUAUGCUCCAUUGUAAUAUAGACCUGCUACAAUCCUCUCAUUUCCUUUCAUCACAAAGUUUUCUUUCUUGCGGGGGUCAGGUGCCCUCCUUUCAGGCUUCACUUUUUUGUGAAAAUAUCAGUAAGGCAUAGCUGUAAAUAAGAAGUAGAGGUGACAGUUUAGCACUUUUUAUAAGAAGGAAUAGCUAAUAGAAAAGUUUUACAUCGUUCCAAUUCGCCAGUUUUGAUAUUGAAUACUCACACUGCUAUAAAGUUUGCAACAACAGCAAAAUAAAGUCAAUGUAAGAAGAUUAAACAAUAAUCGUCAAAUUGGAAGUUUGAGAACCUCUCCUUUGUUUCCUCUCACUUGAAGGUGUACACAGUCGUGGAUGAGAUGUUCCUGGCCGGAGAGAUCAGGGAGACCAGUCAGACCAAGGUCCUCAAGCAGCUCCUCAUGCUGCAGUCACUCGAGUAGUGAAGCGAAAAACCAUCUGACCUACCUGCCAACCUAUCUGUCGCCCUGGCGCUUAAACCCUCCCGCUCAUAUUUCCCUUCUCUUUGGAGAGGACCCCCAGUUGUUUCCCCUCCCUCACAGAGCAGACCUGGCUCUGUACAGGACCUCAGGAGGCUGGGUUUUUAGAAAUAGAAGUAUUGUUUACAUAUGGAUAUAUGAUAUGGAAAUUUAAUGAGUUUGUUCGUCAUUAACAGUCUCUAUAUAAUUGUCGUACUUGAAGGCUGUACAUUUCAACAUGCUAACAUUUCAUAUUCCACCUGAGUUGCAACUCACUUUCCACAAAGCUCGAGGCUGCAGAACGGCUCAUGUAGUAACCAGUACAUCUUUACAUCUGUCUCUGAACAGUGUGGAAACAUCAGUAGCACUGCUCUCUCUCCAGCUCUCUUAUAUCUUCAAACUUUCAUUUUACAGCACUACUGUAACUAACAAGCACCGUGUGUAACGAGAGACCACGUAUAAUGAUCCACGAGCUUUGAGCGCUUACAGCAGCUUUGCAGCCAUCUCUUUAAAUCCCUGUCAAGAAAGACCUCCCCUGUGAUGCGGUAUUAGACCUGUCACGCCUUCUGCUCAUUUAAUAUCUGGAUCAGAGUACAAGCAAACUACAGCUCGAAAGCCCUUCACAGCAAUUGACCCAGCAUGGCAGGUUCAUAAUUGAAUGGAGUGUACUCGGGUUGAGUGCCAUUCUGACGCCGUGUUAUGCCAACCUGUACCGUCAGACGCGCUCACAGCUGUCGGUGAUAAACAGUGGAGAUUACAGCUGCUCUCUUGGCGUUUUAAUUGUUUUCAAUGCAAAUAAUCCACAUCAUAUAGUGGAAACUGUUACAUUAAAUGGUGCUUGUUGGUCACACAUAGAACACUUAAAUCCUAAGUACACUCAGACAGAAAAAGAUUAAUCCAAAUGAAGUUGUGUACUGUGGACUCUGCUCCGUAUGGUGUGUGUGUAAAUACAGUGUAUUUUGCGUGUGUUGAAUGUUGUCAAAAUAACAUCCAUUCCAGAGAGUGAUUCUCAUUGACGAUCUUUUGUCUGAGCAGUAUUGUUUAGUAACAAUCAAGUUCUUCAGCAGUGCGUACAAACUUUAAACUCAAACCCUAACACCUUUAAUCCACUUUCUUUCUUUCAUUUCACUUUGCUGGACGUUAAUCUUUGACAUAAUCGGUCAUAUUCAUAUUCUAACGAGUCGGAAAGGUGUCGAAGGUGGUUCCAAAUGUUACUGUUGUUGAACUUUUGUAUUUGGUUUUUUAAUGAUUUGGCAUUUGUGAAACAUGUUUUGCUUCCCAUAUUGUCCACCUGUGCAUUUGUUGAUGAAAGGUGAAUUUGGAUGUUACUGUCUCAGAUUCAUUUAACCACAAUACAUCCCAUUACAUGUAAAUAAAAAGUAUUAAGUGAUUAAAAAAAGCCACCCUGUCUUUCUCUUAUUGAUAAUUAACUGAACUAUGAAACUUGGGCACUGGAUGUGUCCUAAAGUUGAAGUACUGUUAAACAUCUUCAAUAAAAUGGAAGUAAUCACAAGAA
Messenger RNA from Xyrichtys novacula (pearly razorfish), 6176 nucleotides. Lineage: Eukaryota; Metazoa; Chordata; Actinopteri; Labriformes; Labridae. The record is from the annotation of a GenBank genome assembly.